Messenger RNA from Prorocentrum cordatum, 882 nucleotides. Lineage: Eukaryota; Dinophyceae; Prorocentrales; Prorocentraceae. The record is from the annotation of a GenBank genome assembly.
AUGCCGACGAGGUGGAUCCGUGGCUCGCCCGACGAAUUUGAAUCGAGGUACCCAGACGCUUCGGAGAGGCCCUGGUUCGACGUGGGCCUCGUCAGACGCCUGAACGAGGUCGGCUACCCGUACUCCGUCAAGCUUCUAGGCGUGUUCGCGGACCACGAGAGCACCUACGUGGUCAGCUCGCUGGCGUCCGAGGGAGACCUCUUCGCUUGGUGCGACUGCGACCCGAAGCCUGGCCUGAAAAGGGAGGCGGCGAUGUACCCUCUCGUGCACCAGAUCUUCACGGCGGUGCGGUGGCUACACGACCUCGGCGUUGCCCAUCGAGACCUGUCUCUGGAGAAUCUGCUGCUCCACAAUGAGAACGGCGGCCUGGCGAUCAAGAUAAUAGAUUUCGGGAUGGCCACGUUGGACAGGUCGGCGACGGCGGAAAUCAGGGGGAAGCAGUCGUACCAGGCCCCAGAGAUCCACCUGCCGGAGCCCUUCGACACCAUCAUGACAGACCCGUUUUCCCUUGGUGUGGUGCUGUUCGCGAUGGGUUCGCAGGAUUACCCGUGGAGUUCUACCAAGCGGAAAACAUGCGAGCUCUUCGAGUAUGUCUGCAUGUUCGGUUUCACGAAGUUUCUCAGCAAGCGCAAGCUGCGCAAGGGCGGCGGCGAAAGCUUGGCCGAGGUAUUCUCCCCAAAUUUCACGGCGCUGCUGGUGGGCCUCCUUGCCAAGGAUGACGAUGCACAGAAGCGAUUGACUCUCGGCGAGAAGUGUUUUGAGACGCCCGAGAAUGGCAGUGAACGGCGGAGUAGCGUCUGGGACUGCAAGUGGAUGCAACAGCCUCUGGUCACAACGACGGAGGGUGGAGCGUGUACGGCAUGUGCAGCGGGUUGUACCUGA